This is a messenger RNA of Cylicocyclus nassatus, 4593 nucleotides long. The record is from the annotation of a GenBank genome assembly. NCBI's taxonomy places the organism in Eukaryota, Metazoa, Nematoda, Chromadorea, Rhabditida, Strongylidae.
ACAACACAAGGUGGCCAACAGACUUAUUAGUAGGAAAAAGCCGUAGAACUGCGCUGAUGAUGUUUGGAUUUUAUCCGGUAAGAGAUGUCGUUGUAAGUAUUGCUCCCUCUGUCAACCAUCUCGAUGGAGGGACCUCCGCUUGUGUCUCGACACUCGAUUGACGAUGAUGACGUGCAGGGUCUAGGCUAUGGAGUCGGUGAUAGUGGUAGUGGACCAUUUUCUGCGGCUUUGCUCGAGCCCAAUGUACAAGAUGUGAUGAGCAUGGAGCUGGCCCAUCAUGAUAUGGGUGGAUAUCUGGAUCCGAGAAGCUUUGGCGGAGGUGCCCUUGGAUUCGAUGACUACAACACUUCAUCCUCUCUGUACGACGUGAAUACCUCGUUUGGUGAUGACAUUACAACUGACCAGAAAGAGCUGUUCAGUAAUGAAGCAGUUGCCUUCACACAAGUCAAUCCUAGCUCCCAGGCCAAACCAGUAAGAACCGAACAUAAUGCAUCUGUGAUUCCUAACAAUAAAUACGAAAACGUUCUAAGGUAUGAUCAAACUAGAAAUGUUCCUACUUAUCCGGUGAAAACAGCGGAUCCAUCUACAUGCACACAAUAUGCUCCAGUGAGAACACUAAUUAAUUCCUCCAUCAAAUCCCAUGGAAGUUCAUCUAGUCGACGUACCUCGUCGCGUAGUGCGCAGAAAAAGGAAGCGAUAGAUCCGAAGAGAGUCGAAGAUGAAGUCGCUAGGAACGUGUCUCAAAUUCUAUCGGCAACAAAACAACAGCGUCUUGCAAUGGAAGCCCAACAAAGAAAUGGAACAGCUGCACCGCAACCCCCACGUAUAGCUUAUGCGUGUCCAGAUUGUCACAAGACUGUCACCAGCGCUAGAAAUUUGCAGCGUCAUCGUCAAACUUGCACCGCUAGAGUAAACGGUGGUAAUGGUACGGGAAUGCCUUCGUCCUCCUCAGUAUCCUCGUCAUCUGUUGGAAUAUGUCCAACUUCUACCUCAGUCAUGAUAUCGCCAACAUCGUCUUAUUCAAAUCUCUCAUAUAAUAAUUACAACAUGUCUGGCGAGGAUCAUCAGUAUGCAGAUUGGUCUAGAAGUAAUAGUUAUUCCGCUCCACAGUCGGUCUCCAGCCAGCAUGAACGAUCCAUAAACGAGCCGGCCGAUCAGCUCGGUACUUUGGACCCUAAUAGUAUCUCAUGUCGUCUGGAAGAUGCAUGUUUACAUCCACUUACUUUGGAUAUGGACGAACCACGGGCACUCUCAAGCAGCGGAUCUACCAGCUCAGCGUCCACGGGAACCCAUUCAUCUGGGGCUGUCUUUGUGUGUGAGUCUUGCAAAAAAUCCGUGUCUUCACUGCGCAGCUUGAAACGUCAUCAUACUACUUGCAAACAAUACAUAGCAGAAAAUGGACCUCCACCGGAGAGCGACCGCUCGUCCUCAUCUUAUCGCAGCUGCAACAGCGGUAAUUCAUCCGCUGGUGAUUUGCUUAUCUUAGCAGAAAAUGCCAAAGCUGUGAACUCUUCUGUUUCCCAUCAGAUUUUCAAUUCCACCCAAAGGCCAAACUUGUCCCUACCUCCUCCCCAACCUGCUGUCGUAUGUGUGAGGUCGAAGCUCACAGAUCAGUUUGAAUCGAGCCCAGUCGCCAAAGCCCCUCCUCAGUUACCACUGGUGACUUCGUCGUCAUGUCGAUGUUCGCUGACCGACUGCAACUGCACUCCGUCGACUUCACCUCAGCAGUCCGUGUCGUGUGCACCGAAACAAGCUGCUAACAACAACACAUGCGAGGACUGCAAUCGUCAACUGUGUUCAGCUAGUAAUCUCAAACGUCAUCGGGCUACGUGCAAGAUAGUGAUGCAAAAGCAGUACUCAAGAAAUGGGGGUGUUGUUUCACCAGUCUCGAAGCCAGUCCAACAGCAGAAGUGGCAACCAGUUGAAAUAGCCGCUCGAGAGCGAAUGAUCAUCGAUCGUUCUUAUGCAGCUGCUUUAGCGGCAAGUCAAGAAGCUCGACAGCAUAUGCCACAACAACAGUCCCAAAUGAUUACUCGAGCGGGUGGAGAUAACACGGGGUCUUUUGUGAUCGUCCAGGAUCAGGGUGUUGUUGGAGAAAGGCCAUGGAUCACUGUUGGAGAACAUCUUCGUGCCCAGCAUAUGCAGCAGAAAGUGCUCGAAGCUCAAAAUCUGCAGAAUCAGAACUCUCAGCCUUUGGGAUCGGGCUCCACAACGCAGUCGCUAGAUAGCAUUACUCCGCCGGACUCUGCCAAAGUUCUUUUGAACAACAAUAACAAUGAAACGCUGCCAGAAGAACAGAAAAGUGAAGAAUUCGAGAGUAUAGAUUCCGAGAACGAUACCAGUGCACAUGAAUCAGCGAGUCAGUAUCCAUCUGAACGGAAACCGUCUUUAACGUCAUAUAAAUGCAAUGUAAUAUCACGUCUACCUAUGUCUCAAUCAACUCCAGUAAUGCGUUGCUCGUCAACGGUAGAACAAAAACCAAUUUACGAUGUGAAAACGACAGGACCACAAGCAGGAACACAAAACUCGGGAAAUACUAUCACUCCGUUGGAAAGUAUUAUUACCACGCAGCCAUUGCCGAGUGAACGUGCUGACACUUUUGACGGCUCGAGAAAUACCGGAGAACGGCGAAGCUCAGAUUCUAUACAAACAACUAUCCCAACAGUCGGUGCCAGCUCUCUUCUCAUGCCAACUCGUCAAGCUGCUCCACUUUCGUCCGAGUUUCAAUGUCCAGAAUGCUUGAAAACUUAUUCCUGUCGCAAGAAUGUCAAACGUCAUCGCAUGGCUGUACAUAAACUGUCAGCUGAGGAAGUAUCAAGACCGAUGAGCGCUUCGCAUUCGAUGAGCAACAGCAAUGAUUCGACGUCGUACAGUCAACUGAGUCAGCCUUUGCCAAAUAGGAUGACAAUGGCAAGAAGCGAGUACAAAACUGAAGGGCAUAUGAUGAGCUCUCCUCAGCAGCUAAUCCAACAAAAUCGAUAUCAGGAUCGGGUGGACAACCCUUGGGGCAAUCAGCACGAAAUGCAGCAUCAGCAUGUGCAAGGCAGCUGGUCGAGAAGUAGAGAAUACGUGGACGAUGAGGAAAGUGCCGAGACGGCGAGAAUUGCUGCAGAACUGAAGCGAAGUGCUGAGCAGGAGAUGGCUGAAAUCGAAGGAAAGAAACCCCGCACUGAGCUUGCCGAAGCCGACACGACGUUCCAUGAAGAAACAGAACAAAGUAGCGCUCAUCCUUCGGAUGGUAACCGCAUGCAGGCCGCGGAUGGUUCAGUGAAUAGCGUGAAUGCGUCAGCGCAUUCUACAAUGAAUACAUGGAUGGAACAGAAACCUCUGGCAAUGGAAGCUGCCCAUGCAACUAGGUCAUCGUCGACAACAGCCGCUGUAGUACAGGGGAAUCAGACAUCAACGCGUGUCAACAAGAGACCACCGCAUGUCUGCGUGGAUUGUAAUCGUGUCUUGUCAUCUGACUAUUCACUUCGUCGUCAUCGUCUGACAUGCAUUGAAGCUCGCAACAAUGGUACAGCGCAAUCAGCAGGUCAAUCGGGAACGACUUCAACUAACUCAUCAUCCGUGGGAGGGGAAGAAUCGUCACAUUUGCAAGAUGUGAUGCUGGGGAGUGCUUACAUUGGAAAUGAUCGCAGUAGUGACUCAAUGAGUCUGUCUGAUCCAAUGCUGAGCCAUGUGGCGUUAUCAACACCACUGCAUCCGCAGAGUGUGCAGUUCAGCCGAUCCACAUCUUUGAGUGGGUCUGGCUCUUCUGCAGUUGAUGAAUGGUACGAGCGUCAUUCUCUGCGCAAAACCGAUGACGUGCCGGAUUCGACGACUAGCCAGAGACUUGAUCGCUCAACAUCUCCCGGCUUGCUUUCUACGUCGUCUGAGGGGGCGCAACCUGGAACACUUCAGUAUACCAGAAAACGCGCAAAUUCUGGUGGAACGAAUGCGCAAAAUGAGGGUGGUCCCUCACGUCCGCAGCACAAACAUCUUUGCCAGUUAGAUCGAUGCGAGGAGUUCGCGCUUACCGACGCAGAUGCAGUUGCGGAUUGGGACUCUGGCCGAGUAGCUCAUGUUAUAACGCAAGGAAUUUGAGCUCCAGCUUCUAUUAGUGCAACUGUAUGACCUCAGUUUACCAUAGCAUGUGCACUGCCUCAAUUUGCAAUCAGUCAUUUCAUAGACCUCAACUAAUAAGCUGAUGAUUUUUUUUCUGAAGUGCUGAACUCAUGUCUAAUGGUUUUGUAUGGACUAUACCUCUGCACCUCAGCUUUUCUCUCUCUUGUUUUAAUCGAAAUGUGUCGCAUAUAUUUCGCACUGUGCAUGGCUGCUGUUAGAGCUAUGUUCAAUGUACUCACUCUAAGCGCGCAAGGCGCCGUAGUAUACUGCCUACUAAAAGCUAUAAAAAGGUUUUUAAUUCUCGAUGAAUUCGUCCAAAAUAAACUAGGGGUUGUAAUCCUGUGAGUUCAUUCCUUGUUAUCAUUGAAUUCUCUUGGUCAUCAGUUUUCGAGCUUUAGCUUCAGGUUUUUCGUAUCUGGUCUCUUCAUUUUUUUCGAUUGCUUAAAGUACGAGUAUGUUGUGAGGAGAUAAUAAACUCUCAAAAAAUUC